Cryptotermes secundus is the source of this 2670-nucleotide messenger RNA. RefSeq names its product median body protein-like. NCBI's taxonomy places the organism in Eukaryota, Metazoa, Arthropoda, Insecta, Blattodea, Kalotermitidae. The transcript has 3 exons. The coding region runs from base 1 to 2670 and encodes 889 amino acids. The record is from RefSeq and is a predicted model, not a curated record.
AUGUCGUCGGCAGAUCAUGUUGCACAGGUGGAAAAGAAGAUGAAUGAAGACACUGCUUUGGUGCGGAAAUUAGGAGAAAAGAGACAUAGACCUAUGUGGAAGGAUAGCAUGAAAAUGGGCGAAGUUGUAAAGCACAUAACUGAAACUGUUCCUGUGAACGUGCAGUUCGAAUUUGUGCAAACAGGUGCUUCUUGGUCAGGUGAAGCUCACAAGGCAGAUGAAGGUGAGGCCUGCGCGGACACUAAAUUAGGUCGAGAUGCAGCAUCACCUCUCCAGAAAGAAUUGCGAAGUGUGACGGGGUAUCAAAGGAUUAUAACAAGUGACGAAGACACACGUGAACACCUAUUGUUGAAGGAGUGGCAAGAUGCUGCCCAAGAGGAAUGCAACAAUCAAUUUGUUAAUGAAGCUGCAAUUCGAGUAGAUGAAGAAUCACCGGUAUGUGAACUAGGGGCCUCGAGUUCCGCAGGACGGUGCGUGAGAGGUGAUGCAACGGCCAUUACGCGGGGCAGGCACACCCUAAAUCUUGAAGAAAUUCUAGACCAGUGCAAGGAUGCUGCAGCACUGAGAGAGCAGCUGGUAAACGUCAUAAGAGAGAGAGAUGCUUUUCUAUUGAAAGCUGAAUGCUAUGCAACAAUUUCAGAGGCCGUAGAGAAGCAGAGGGACCACCUGAAAUUUGAACUAGAAACUGUCAGGGCUCAGAAUGACACCCAGAAACUUGAACUAGAAAAUUUUCGAGCUCAGUAUGAGGAGAAUUUAUCGGUACUAAAAGACGAGGUACGCAUUUUAAAAACGCAGCGAAACCACUUAAAAGAGGGGCAAGACGUUGUAAUACUAAGAGAGCAACGCACAACCGAUGAUUUGGUUGUCGUGAAGAAGAUGAGAGACUCCCUGAAUCUUGGACCAGAAAAUGUCCGAGCUCAGAAUGACGCCCAGAAUCUUGAAUUAGAAAAUGUUAGAACUCAGAAUGACGCACAGAAAUUUGAACUAGAAAAUGUCAGAACUCAGAAUGACGUCCUGAAACUGGAACUAGCAAAUAUCCGAGCUCAAAAUGGCGCCCAGAACCUUGAACUAGAAAAUGUCAGGGCUCAGAAUGACGUCCUGAAACUGGAACUAGCAAAUAUCCGAGCUCAAAAUGGCGCCCAGAACCUUGAACUAGAAAAUGUCAGGGCUCAGAAUGACGUCCUGAAACUGGAACUAGCAAAUAUCCGAGCUCAAAAUGGCGCCCAGAACCUUGAACUAGAAAAUGUCAGGGCUCAGAAUGACGUCCUGAAACUGGAACUAGCAAAUAUCCGAGCUCAAAAUGGCGCCCAGAACCUUGAACUAGAAAAUGUCAGGGCUCAGAAUGACGUCCUGAAACUGGAACUAGCAAAUAUCCGAGCUCAAAAUGGCGCCCAGAACCUUGAACUAGAAAAUGUCAGGGCUCAGAAUGACGCCCAAAAACACGAACUAGCAAAUUUGCGAGCUCAGUAUCAGGAGGACGUCUCACUUCUGAAAGAAGACGUGUGCUUUUUAAGAACGCAGCGGGAACAGUUUAUAGACGGGCAAGACGCUCUAAUAUUAAGAGCGCAACGCACAGCUGACGACUUGGAGGCCACGAAGAAGAUGAGGGACUCCCUCAAACUUCAACAUGAAAAUUUUAGAGCUCACUGUGAGUGUGAAGUUACCCGAUUGCAUGACCUCUUGCACAGUGCAAAUGCCAAGAUCGACCGGUUUAUGUGCGAGCGACAGGUUUUAAUUGCUAGAGCGAAACGCGCAGAAGAGGACUUGCAGGUCCUGAAGAUGCGGUUGAAAAAUAAGCGAGACCAGUGUAAUGACUCUGCCUUACUGGAGAAGCAAUUGAAGGAUGUAAGAGAGGAAGUCAAGAAGAUCACGAAGGAGAGAAACUCCUAUAUUUUGAAAGUGCAACGUAUUUCACGGAACAAAACGGAGAUAGAAAAGGAGAGGGACUCUCUGAGACGUGAAUCAGAAAAAUGCCGUUGCCAGUGUAAGGACGUUGAGGCGAAGGAAAUGAAAUUAAAUGCUCUAACUGCGAUUUGCGAGAAGAUGAAGAGAGAGAACAGACUGCAAGCAAAACGUACAGGAGCGAUAAUUGAUGACUUAAAGCGGGAGAGGGACGCUUUAAAAUGCGAAACAGAAAAAUUCCGACGCCAGUGUAACGGCCUUGGCAUGAUGAAAGUGCAUUUGAACAAUAUGAGAUCCGAAAGCGACAAGAUCAGAAGAGAGAGAGACGCUAUGAAGAAGGAUAUGGACGUCGUGAGACUUGAAAUCCAAAAUCUCCGAGGCCAAAUUAAGGACGCCGCAGUACUUGAAGUGCAGUUAAACGUUGGCAGUUUGGAGUUCCAAGUCAGUUGCUGUCAGGAGAAUGAGCAGGACAGUUUGGGGUUCCAAGUCAGUUGCUGUCAGGAGAAUGAGCAGGACAGUUUGGAGUUCCAAGUCAGUUGCUGUCAGGAGAAUGAGCAGGACAGUUUGGGGUUCCAAGUCAGUUGCUGUCAGGAGAAUGAGCAGGACAGUUUGGAGUUCCAAGUCAGUUGCUGUCAGGAGAAUGAGCAGGACAGUUUGGGGUUCCAAGUCAGUUGCUGUCAGGAGAAUGAGCAGGACAGUUUGGAGUUCCAAGUCAGUUGCUGUCAGGAGAAUUUGGUUGAGUUUCAGAGUUGGCAGUUGACAGAAUAA